This is a messenger RNA of Aegilops tauschii subsp. strangulata, 759 nucleotides long. NCBI's taxonomy places the organism in Eukaryota, Viridiplantae, Streptophyta, Magnoliopsida, Poales, Poaceae. The record is from RefSeq and is a predicted model, not a curated record.
AUGGGACCCCCCUCGCUGGGCCUCGGCCCAACUGGCCACUUGGCUAGCCAGGCCGGCCCAGCCGGCGCCCCACAACCUCCUCCAUAUCCCCCCGCUCGGGGGAAAACCCUAACCGACACCCCCACUUGCCCCCACGAUCCCCUUCUCCUCCCCCAUCGAUCUGGAUCGGGAUCGGCCCCAAUCCCAUCGCCCCCAACGCUCUGCGGCUGCCCGUCGCCGUCCACCGUCGCCCGAGGUCUCCGCCGGCGUCACCUCCUCGCCUACUCCCUCAGCGCCUACCUCAUCGGAGCACCUCGCCGCCUCGACCAUGAUGCCGCCGUGUCCUCUCCGUCGACGACCUCGUCUCCGUCGUCGUCCUGUCGUCCCCGUCCUCCUCCCCGAACGGCCUCCACGCACCUCGACGCCCCCCUGCUCACCAACGCCGGUGAGGACCCGUUCGUCCUCCCCUCUCCCCUGCUCGUCAUCGCGGUCGCCACGCUCACCCCGGCCCCACUCACGCUGAACACCACCCAGGCCACGCCCGCGCCGAGCUCCUCUCGCUCGCGCCUCCGCCGUACCCGUCGUCCGAUGCCCCGCGAGCUCCAGCGAGCUCGCGUCGCCAUCGUUGCGCCCGUGAGCCCCUUGGUCACGCGCCCUCCCUGCCCCGACCGUGAAUGCACCGCCCCCACUGCCGUGCCCGCGCUUUGCCACGGCCCCGUGCUCACUGCCACUCUGACCGUGCGCCUCUCCCUCCCACUGCACCCCGCUCGCAGCCCGUAG